Messenger RNA from Pygocentrus nattereri (red-bellied piranha), 3536 nucleotides. RefSeq names its product heat shock protein 4a (gene hspa4a). Gene Ontology annotation, cellular component: cytosol; nucleus. Lineage: Eukaryota; Metazoa; Chordata; Actinopteri; Characiformes; Serrasalmidae. The transcript is spliced from 19 exons. Gene Ontology annotation, biological process: protein folding. The record is from RefSeq and is a predicted model, not a curated record. Gene Ontology annotation, molecular function: ATP-dependent protein folding chaperone; ATP binding. Bases 1 to 2523 code for a protein of 840 amino acids.
AUGUCAGUGGUGGGGUUUGAUGUGGGAUUUCAGAGCUGUUACGUUGCCGUGGCCAGAGCCGGCGGAAUAGAGACCAUAGCGAAUGAGUACAGCGACAGAUGUACACCGGCAUUCGUGUCUUUUGGACCUCGAAAUCGAGCAAUAGGUGCAGCUGCCAAGAGCCAGGUGGUUACAAACUGCAAGAACACUGUGCAAGGCUUUAAGCGAUUCCAUGGCAGGGCAUUCUCUGACCCAUAUGUUCAGUCAGCAAAGUCAAGCUUGGUCUAUGACCUCGCUCAGAUGCCCACGGGGACUACUGGCAUCAAGGUCAUGUACAUGGAGGAGGAGAAAGUGUUCAGUAUUGAGCAAGUCACCGCCAUGCUGCUCACCAAACUAAAAGAGACAGCUGAGGCUGCACUCAAAAAACCAGUGGCAGACUGCGUAAUUUCUGUUCCCAGCUUCUUCACAGAUGCGGAGAGAAGAUCAGUUAUGGAUGCUGCACAGAUUGCAGGCCUCAACUGCCUGCGACUCAUGAAUGAGACCACUGCAGUUACUCUGGCAUAUGGUAUCUACAAGCAGGACCUGCCAGCUGCUGAGGAGAAGCCUAGGACAGUUGUGUUUGUGGAUGUAGGCCAUGCUGGUUAUCAGGUGUCUGCCUGUGCCUUUAACAAGGGGAAAUUGAAGAUUCUUGCCUCUGCGUUUGACUCUGAGCUUGGUGGCAAAGACUUUGACGAGAUGCUGGUUCAGCACUUCUGUGAUGACUUUGCCAAGAAGUACAAGCUAGAUGUGCGCUCAAAGCCCCGUGCGCUGGUGCGCCUAUACCAGGAGUGUGAAAAGCUGAAAAAGCUCAUGAGUGCAAACUCCUCAGAUCUACCGCUCAAUAUUGAGUGCUUCAUGAACGACAUCGACGUCAGCAGUAAACUCAAUAGAGGCCAGUUUGAGGAGAUGUGUGCGGGGCUGCUGGCCAAAGUGGAGGGUCCCCUACGCAGUGUCAUGGAACAGGCCAAGCUAAAGAAAGAGGAUAUCUAUGCAGUAGAGAUCAUAGGCGGUGCCUCCAGGAUUCCUGCCAUUAAAGAGCGAAUCAGCAAAUUCUUUGGGAAGGAGCUUAGUAUGACACUGAAUGCGGAUGAAGCAGUGGCCAGAGGCUGUGCACUACAGUGCGCAAUCCUGUCACCUGCCUUCAAAGUGCGUGAAUUUUCCAUCACAGACGUGGUUCCCUACCCCAUCUCGCUUAAAUGGAACUCAGCAGCCGAGGAAGGAUUGAGUGAUUGUGAGGUGUUCCCAAAGAACCAUCAGGCACCCUUCUCUAAAGUGUUGACUUUCUACCGUAAGGAGCCCUUCUCCUUGGAAGCCUACUACAACAAUCCAAAGGAGCUGCCAUAUCCAGAUCCCACUAUAGGUCAGUUCAUGAUCCAGAAAGUGGUGCCGCAGGCAUCAGGUGAAAGUUCUAAAGUGAAGGUGAAAGUGCGGGUCAACAUCCACGGUGUCUUCAGUGUGUCCAGCGCCUCUCUGGUGGAGGUCUUAAAAUCUGCCGAGGGAGAGGAGCCCAUGGAGACUGACACGGCUACCAAAGAUGAAGAGAACAAAAUGCAGGUGGACCAAGAGGACCAGAAGAGCCAGACUGAUGGGCCAAAAGAGAACACAGAUAAAAAAUCUGACACAGAGGACAUGGAGACUUCAGCUGAGGACAACAAACAGGAAAAGAAGACCGACCAGCCUCCACAAGCCAAGAAACCCAAAGUUAAGACAAAGACGGUGGACUUGCCUAUAGAGAACAGCCUACAUUGGCAGCUGGCUAAUGACAUGCUCAAUCUUUUUGUGGAGAAUGAGGGCAAGAUGAUCAUGCAGGAUAAACUGGAGAAGGAGAGGAACGAUGCCAAGAAUGGUGUGGAGGAGUAUGUGUAUGAGAUGAGGGAUAAACUGCAUGGAGCGCUGGAGAAGUUUGUCAGUGAGGCAGAUCGAGAUGCUUUCUCUCUCAAACUUGAGGACACAGAAAACUGGCUGUAUGAAGAAGGAGAGGACCAACAGAAGCAAGUGUACAUUGAUAAAUUGGCAGAGCUGAAGAAACUGGGACAGCCCAUUCAGGAAAGAGCAAUAGAAGCAGAGGAGAGACCAAAAGCUUUCGAGGAUCUUGGGAAGCAAAUUCAGCAGUAUAUGAAGAUUAUAGAAGCUUACAAGGCAAAGGAUGAGCUGUAUGACCAUUUGGAAGAGUUGGAGGUUAUGAAAGUAGAAAAGCAGGUAAACGACACCAUGGCCUGGAUGAACAGCAAAAUGAACCUGCAGAGCAAACAAAGUCUUACAGUGGAGCCGGUGGUCAAAGCUUGUGAGAUUCAAGCCAAAACAAAGGAACUGUAUUCUGCUUGCAACCCCACUGUCUCCAAACCCAAGCCCAAAGUGGAACCACCCCAGGAAGAGAAGGCACCUGAGCAGAAUGGUCCAGUAAACGGACAGGAGGGCUCAGAGGCUCAGCCCAACAGCCCUGAGAAGGACCAGCCUGCACCAGAAUCAGCAGAGGCCAAACUGCCAGAAAUGGACAUUGACUAAUUUUCUUAGUCAAGCCUCUGCUCCCUCCCUGUUCCAACGUUCUCUCAACCCACCUCUCUCAUGCCUCCAAAACAUGACUGAAACAAACUAAAGUUAGCAUCUCAGCCUGAUUGUUCUUUUUUUUUUUUCAUGACACUGUCUGCCUACUCCUGCAAAUACUCUUGAACUUGCCAUGUAUGGCCUGUUUCUUUUGCUUUUGUUUUGCUGUAUAAAAAAAACGAUUGCACUUACCUCCGUUGGGCUGUCUCUUCACAUUAAAGAGAAAAAUUGAGUGGAAGAUGCGAAUUUGGUCUGUAUCGCUGUGAACCAUCAACCCCAGUUGUGGUUCCCAUUUUUGGAAGGUGGAGGGGGCAGCAAAUUAAAAAUUAAACAUAAUGUUAUGUUUUUUUUUUUGUUUUUUUUUUCUUUUGUCUUUUGUUUGAGGAAUCUCUUGGGUUUUAGGAUGUUUCUUCGAAUUUGAUGUCACUUGGGGUUCUUUUCACUCCGAAAAGUCAAAGUGAAGUAUGGAAGCACUGAAGUGGAGUACAGUAGUAGUCGACCAAAAUGAAUAGUAGUUGCAGGCGGUAUUAAAUGUCCACUGUUUGUUUACAGUAGAUGUAUGUUACUGUUAUGCAGUAUUUCAUUGUACAAAGCACAUCACUUUGUGGCUGAGGCUUGCAAGUGUGAUUGCUUUCUGGAAUAUCCCUGGAGUUUUUGUAUUUCUACUCUUCUGGCAGUCUGGAUGGUGGAGACCAAGUUUGGGUUUUUGCUCCACUGACAAAAAAAAAAAAAAGAAGAUAAUAAAUCAUUAAUUUUGGUACACAUAUAUGGGAAUUGUUUGAAAUGCCUGAUACAGCUUUUUUGGAGGCAGAAAUCUACUACAAACCCUGUAAGAGGCAGUACAGUUUCUCUUCUUUUUUUCCAGAGCUUUUCCGUGUGAAAAAGAAAACAGUUGUACAUAGUGGUUUGGUUUGCAGAAUAUUUAUGCUUUCCAUUUAGCUGAGGUGAAAUAAAGGAUUCAGAAGGAUUAUUGA